GCCACUUGUUCACGGUCGUAAUUAGCGAGGCGGCUUUAAUGUUUUCUACCGCAAAUGCAUUAAGGUGGAGGGGAUCGUAGGAGGACUUCGUAAAGGUCUUCUCACAGUGUCCGGGCAGCAAUGUUGUCGCAACUCGUGGUGUUGUGCGUCCUUCUUCUGGUACAUGCAGAUGCCUUACCCGAUGAGAAGCAACUCUAUUUUCACUUCAUGUACAGCUGCAUUUCCAGGAAACUUGUGAGCCAAAACCUGCCGGUUAAAGCGCGCAAUGCAUUGAGACGCACUGCCGCUGCAUUCGUCAAUUAUGCUGAAGACUGGACACCAUCGGACAGUAUUACCAACGAACAGUUCGAGAGGUACCAUAGGUCUAUAAGAAGACCUAUGUAUGGGAAGCACCUCCUGGAAAAUGCGUGGCGCAAAUGCAGUGGAGAAGCGUGCCGUCCACAGACGGAACUCCAUGAAGUGUCAUGCAGAACGAAGACGUAUUUUUCGUACAAUCCACGACUGCACCAAUGUCGACCACAGCGAGGAAUUUGCGAACGGUCAUUCCAUCAUUUCAAUACGAUGCACCAAUGUGAGUUGGCCUGCAAAAGCAUCAUGAAUCCUCCUAAAGCGCCCAAACCGCUUGUGCUACCGAGACCAGUGCGACGAAAGAAGCCAGGAACUAAGAGCAUGCAGUUACUACUCUUGGAGGCUCCUGGACACCGUGGUGAUCGUAAAGUGGUUUUCAACCAUACUGUCCCUGUGGAUCCAAAAGAGGCAUUUCUCUUCCUAGCAUAUUUUACUGGAAAACAAUGACCACGCUUUAAGGCAAUAAAACUGUCCUAAUGUUUCUAGGGA
Ornithodoros turicata is the source of this 837-nucleotide messenger RNA. RefSeq lists its product as uncharacterized. The record is from RefSeq and is a predicted model, not a curated record. The transcript is spliced from 5 exons. The coding region runs from base 121 to 795 and encodes 224 amino acids. NCBI's taxonomy places the organism in Eukaryota, Metazoa, Arthropoda, Arachnida, Ixodida, Argasidae.